AUGUCCGCGACUGCGGCUCGUGCCGACCCUUUUCGACCAGCAAGGAGAGUUGCUGGCCAACGACAGGAUGUCUGGUCUAUCGUCAAUGAAGCUGCAGCAGCGUCUCCGGUCCAGCCCAUCGUUAACAUGGGUCAAGGUUUCUUUGGGUAUAACCCUCCUAAAUUUGCCAUCGAUGCCGCAAAGGAUGCCCUGGACCGAGUGGAAUGCAACCAAUAUUCCCCGACAAAGGGACGUCCACGCCUAAAGAAGGCGAUUGCUGAUGCGUACUCGCCUUUCUUUGGCCGAACCCUGAACCCUGAUACCGAAGUGUCGAUCACUACGGGAGCAAAUGAAGGGAUGCUAAGUGCCUUCAUGGGCUUCAUUGAGCCGGGUGAUGAGGUUAUUAUCUUCGAGCCCUUCUUCGACCAAUACAUCAGCAAUAUUGAAAUGCCAGGCGGCACAAUUCGAUAUGUGCCGCUGCACCCUCCCAAGGAUGGGGCCACCAGGACAUCUCCGGCCUCUGAAUGGACUAUCGAUUACGAGGAGCUGGAGAAGACCAUCAACCCCAAAACUAAGAUGAUAGUGUUGAACUCACCCCAUAACCCUGUAGGAAAGGUCUUCUCUCGUGCUGAGCUUGAGCGGAUCGGCGACCUCUGCAUCAAACACAACCUGAUCAUCCUCUCUGACGAGGUUUAUGACCGCCUUUUCUAUGUUCCAUUUACCAGGAUUGCAACUUUGUCUCCGGAGCUCUAUGAGCGUACCCUCACUGUAGCCUCUGCUGGAAAGGCCUUCUAUGCUACGGGAUGGCGUGUUGGGUACCUGAUUGGACCCGAGCAUUUGAUUAAGUAUGUGGCUGGCGCACAUACUCGGAUCUGUUACAGCAGUGUGUCCCCCCUUCAGGAAGCUGCUGCUGUUGCCUUCGAGCAGGCGGACAAGGUUGGCUUUUGGGAUGAGAGCCGGACCGAAAUGAAGGCGAAGAUGGAACGUUUCUGCAAGGUGUUUGACGAAUUGAAUAUUCCUUACUCUGAUCCAGAGGUCGGCGUGGCAGCAAUUCCUCCGACCGAAUUUUAUACUGAUGCAAAUGCUCAUAUCGCGGAGGAUUACCUUCGCUUCGCAGUAUGCAAAAAUGACGACGUGUUGGAAACUGCAAAAGAGAGACUGCGUGGCCUGAAGAAGUAUAUUGUGCAGUAA
Aspergillus tanneri is the source of this 1170-nucleotide messenger RNA. RefSeq names its product kynurenine--oxoglutarate transaminase. Lineage: Eukaryota; Fungi; Ascomycota; Eurotiomycetes; Eurotiales; Aspergillaceae. Gene Ontology annotation, biological process: biosynthetic process. Gene Ontology annotation, cellular component: mitochondrion; cytoplasm. Bases 1 to 1170 code for a protein of 389 amino acids. Gene Ontology annotation, molecular function: L-kynurenine:2-oxoglutarate transaminase activity; pyridoxal phosphate binding. The transcript has 10 exons. The record is from RefSeq and is a predicted model, not a curated record.